Molecule: messenger RNA, 744 nt
Organism: Aureobasidium uvarum
Lineage: Eukaryota; Fungi; Ascomycota; Dothideomycetes; Dothideales; Saccotheciaceae
Source: the annotation of a GenBank genome assembly
AUGGACAACCCUCCUGAGCCUAUGCCCAAGGUCUCGGUCGACCCUCUUCCUCCAGCAGCAUCCCCAUCGCCUUCUUCACCACCAUCUCCACCUCUUUCUCCACCACCGCAAGAGCAUAUCGUCGUAACCAGUCAUGAAGGCUCGGUCGUUGCGGUUCCAGCAGCAGACCCAACACUCCAGAAGGCUGUACUGCCACCACCAUCUGACCCCAAACCCCCAUCGCCGCCUCCAGCACCUCCAGUUGUCGUUGCCAUCACUGAACCUGUUCCACCACCAGCUUCUCCUGUCGUUUCACCAGCUCCAGUCAUCGUUGAGAAGGUCAAGGAGAGCCCAUCAGCUGUUUCUGUUCCAACUCCAGUACCAGCUCCGGCGCCAUCGCCUGCUCCUGCUUCAGCACCUGCUUCACCUACUACGAUUGUCGUCGAAAAGAAGAAGUCCGACAAGGUUCCUGUCCUCAUUGCAACAAGAUCAGCCCCUGAACUACAACAAGAUUCACACGAAUUACAGGCCAGACCAUCGGUAUUGAGCUUCCGUUCGGCGCCUCCUGACACCUUCGUCAGACGUGAUACACACGUUGUGGUCAUUGAUCCCGCUGUCAACGAACAGCCGAAGAGACACUGGAGAGACAAGGUCAGAAAGUUUUGGGUCUCCAAGCUUGGCGUGGUCGAGACCGUCGCGAUGAGCCAGCUUGACGUUGGCAUGGAGGUCAAGCAAAUCUUGAGCGCGCGCGAGGUCAACGUCUGA